CCCCGCCCCCGAGUGACUGCCAGACCAGGAAUUGGCGGCGGCGCUGCAACCAUUUCCGGUUUCGGGAAGGUGGGUGCGGUGCGGUGCAGAGCCGAGCGGCACUGGAGCGCGGCCGCCGCUGCUCCUCACAGACGCUGCUUUGCCUCUGGUGCUGCUGGGACGAUGCGGCCGGAGCCCGCAGGCUGCUGCUGCCGCCGCCCCGUGCGGGCGAACGGCUGCGUGGCGAACGGGGAAUUGCGGAACGGGUACGUGAGGAGCGGCGCCGGUGUCGCCGCCGCCGGCCAGAUCCAUCAUGUUACAGAAAAUGGAGGACUUUAUAAAAGACCAUUUAAUGAAGCUUUUGAAGAAACACCCAUGCUGGUUGCUGUGCUCACAUACGUGGGGUAUGGUGUCCUCACCCUCUUUGGAUAUCUUCGAGAUUUCUUGAGGCAUUGGAGAAUUGAAAAAUGUCACCAUGCGACAGAAAGAGAAGAACAAAAGGACUUUGUGUCAUUGUCUCAAGAUAGGUACACAGGGAAUAUAAUUAAAGGUGUUAUAAACAUGGGCUCCUACAACUAUCUUGGAUUUGCACGGAACACUGGCUCAUGUCCAGAGGCAGCUGCCAGAGUCCUAGAGAAGUACGGAGUUGGAGUGUGCAGCACUCGGCAGGAGAUUGGAAACCUAGAUAAGCAUGAAGAACUAGAAAAGCUUAUAGCAAGAUUCUUAGGAGUAGAAGCUGCUAUGGCAUAUGGCAUGGGAUUCGCAACAAAUUCAAUGAACAUUCCUGCACUUGUUGGCAAGGGUUGCCUUAUUCUGAGUGAUGAGCUGAACCACGCAUCACUGGUUCUAGGAGCCAGACUGUCAGGAGCAACUAUUCGAAUCUUCAAGCAUAACAAUAUGCAAAGCUUGGAGAAACUAUUGAAAGAUGCCAUUGUCUAUGGUCAGCCUCGGACACGAAGGCCCUGGAAGAAAAUUCUAAUCCUCGUGGAAGGAAUAUAUAGUAUGGAGGGGUCGAUUGUUCGCCUUCCAGAAGUGAUUGCCCUCAAGAAGAAAUACAAGGCUUACCUGUAUUUGGAUGAGGCUCACAGCAUUGGGGCUCUCGGCCCCACAGGUCGAGGUGUGGUGGAGUACUUUGGCCUGGAUCCUGAGGACGUGGAUGUUAUGAUGGGAACGUUCACAAAGAGCUUUGGUGCUUCUGGAGGAUACAUUGGAGGCAAGAAGGCGCUGGUCGACUAUCUGCGCACCCACUCUCACAGUGCAGUGUAUGCCUCGUCCAUGUCUCCGCCUGUAGUGGAGCAGGUGAUCACCUCCAUGAAGUGCAUCAUGGGGCAGGAUGGUACCAGCCUUGGCAAAGAAUGUGUGCAGCAGUUAGCUGAAAAUACCAGGUAUUUCAGGAGACGCCUGAAAGAGAUGGGCUUCAUUAUUUAUGGAAAUGAAGACUCUCCAGUGGUGCCUUUGAUGCUCUACAUGCCGGCCAAAAUUGGUGCCUUUGGGCGAGAGAUGCUGAAGCGGAACAUCGGAGUCGUUGUGGUAGGAUUUCCUGCCACCCCAAUUAUUGAGUCUAGAGCCAGGUUUUGCUUGUCAGCAGCUCAUACCAAAGAAAUACUUGACACAGCUUUAAAGGAGAUAGAUGAAGUUGGGGACCUCCUGCACCUGAAGUACUCCCGUCAUCGGCUGUUGCCCCUACUAGACAGGCCAUUCGAUGAGACUACUUACGAAGAAACAGAAGACUGAGGAUUUUGGUGCUCCCCAAGAGGAACUGCCCCCAGGACAGUGUGCGGCCUUUCUGAGCCAGUUCCAGAACCACACCUCUGUGGCCAUCUCACGUCGAAGGCAUUUGCUCAACUACUGAAUGCGGCCACCUGUACUCUUAAGUGACAUUUUGUAAAUAGUCAAAAACUGCUUCACGUCCUUCAUGUGCUAAAUCUUACCUUUUAAAAAAGAAGUGACUCACCUUGUCCAUUAAAACAUUUUAUUUUAUACCUAUUCUACUUGUGAAGCCCGCUGGCCCUCCCUCACCUGGCUAACCAUGUAGGUGUUGCCCUCUCGGCCACUGGAGGGCGUGGCUCCGUCAGGAGGCCCUGCUGCCCUGUGAACCUCUGGCCCGAGACUCCGGCCCUGCUUCCCAGGAGCAAGUGCCUUCCACUCACCCGCUCCCGUUCUCAGAGGUUGCAUCGUGCAGCCCGUGCUUAAUGAGUCAUGUAAUUAACUAUUCCCCUUUAGUCUUAAGUUUGGCAUUUUAAGAAAAAACAGUAAGCAGUACAGUGCUAAGCAGGCCAUCUGUGACUCCUCCUGGCCAGGGGUCUCAGGCUUUGGUCUUCCUCCAUUUUUUGUUCUUGUCACAAGAUGAUUUCUUCCUUUACUAUCAGAUAUGUCUUGCUCUGGUCACAAGCUGAGGGCAUACCCAAAUUGUAGGGUCUUCCCAGGCUGUAAUCCUAGAAGCUCUGACUUCCUAGUUGAAACCAUGUUGUAGAAACACUGACAUCCCACCACAGUCUGGUGUCAGUGGUGGAAACAACUUGCUCUUACUGUUUGUGUGUAAAGCUGCUCUAUAAGCGAUGGGCAUUCCUCUUGCGGUGCGGGGCAGGGGCAGUGUGGAAAGAACUGACAAUAUGCAGAAUGUCUGUGGUCGGGUUUCUUUUCUGUUUUUCCAAAGUUUUCAUAGCUUGUAGCUGGAUUUGGAUCCAAAUAGGAUUCACACUGAUAAAGGAAAGUGUUGUCAGCCCCUGCUCAGAAACGAUUCAUCCUGUUCCUGUUUCAGGAUUAAAGUUAACUUAGUCCUUUUGGAAGCUGAUGCACUGACCCUGUUUGAGUGCUAAAUUCUUCCGUUCAGAUGUCCUAAUGGAAUUUUGACCUGGCUUGUGGGACAAAAGUCUCCCUGUGCUUCCAUUAUGUGUUUUUUUUCCCUGAGAAAUUCGUUGUUGUUGUUGUUGUUGUUGUUGUUGUUGUUGUUGGAACCGGGGAUUGAACUCAGACCUUUGCGCUUG
Octodon degus (degu) is the source of this 2966-nucleotide messenger RNA. RefSeq names its product serine palmitoyltransferase long chain base subunit 2 (gene Sptlc2). Gene Ontology annotation, molecular function: serine C-palmitoyltransferase activity; pyridoxal phosphate binding. Gene Ontology annotation, biological process: sphingosine biosynthetic process; ceramide biosynthetic process. The coding region runs from base 163 to 1713 and encodes 516 amino acids. Gene Ontology annotation, cellular component: serine palmitoyltransferase complex. The record is from RefSeq and is a predicted model, not a curated record. The transcript is spliced from 14 exons. NCBI's taxonomy places the organism in Eukaryota, Metazoa, Chordata, Mammalia, Rodentia, Octodontidae.